Anguilla rostrata (American eel) is the source of this 10782-nucleotide messenger RNA. It is a transcript of the gene chd5, whose product is annotated as chromodomain helicase DNA binding protein 5. The record is from RefSeq and is a predicted model, not a curated record. Lineage: Eukaryota; Metazoa; Chordata; Actinopteri; Anguilliformes; Anguillidae. Gene Ontology annotation, molecular function: histone binding; ATP hydrolysis activity; chromatin binding. Gene Ontology annotation, biological process: chromatin remodeling; negative regulation of transcription by RNA polymerase II. Gene Ontology annotation, cellular component: nucleus; chromatin.
UGAUUUAUAAUGCUAUUGGUGGACAAAAGCUUAUAAUUUGUUGUAAGAAAUCUGGCAAUCAAAUGGUUAAAUGCUAUAAGCUAUUCGGUUUCAUAGCGACAUUCAAGAGAGAUGUUGCGUCUGACACCAGUAGCUAUCACGAUCGACUGCAACACACAAAGACACAACUAUAGUUACCUAUUAAGUUGGGCUGUCAUGUCCCACGUAUUGUUAGGCAUUACGUGUAUUCACGGCGUCUUUCUCAUUUUAGACACAGACCUUUUGAAAGAGGACUUAUUUUCGGAGGGUCGCCCGCACGACCAAGCUGCACUGUCUUCAAAUUAUUUUAGUAAUAUUUACAUGUCAGUUUAUAUAUCCAUUUUGUUAUGCUCGUACAUUUCUUCUCCUAUCUUCGUGCACGUCGAGUGGCUAGCCAUUUAGAGAAAGCUGCAAGCGAGUAAUUAUCCAAAGCCUGGGUUUUGUUCUCUCUCCUUUAUCCUUGUGUAACCUCACAUUCGACAGAGUUUUAAGGGGAAACCGGGAAAGAGAAAGACCGAACGGCACUUACCGCUGUUGCCACUUGCAGCACCAGCGUACUAGUAUAAAUUGUGUUAACCAAGGGAACAUGACUAGCUAGCUAGUAACUAGUUCUGUAGAAAAUUAUGGGAUGGAUUGCCAUGGCAACAGACCAGACGUCACUUUCUGGGCAUGUGUGUUCCAUUUUUGUCUCUUUUUUAUUUUCAGACUGGAGGAUUUGGAUAGAGCAGAGCAAGGGGAGAAAGAAGCUUUUUUGCUUAUUGAAUAAAGAGAGCAGCCAUCUUUCUUGAAAAAGGAAAAUAUAACUCACUGCUCGCGAAAAUAUAAAGCUAAUUCUAUGCAGACGUUUAAUGAGACGGUGGCAUUCUGAGGGUUAAGUUUCUAUACUAUUCUAGCCACAGAGGGAGUGCGAAUUCGCGAAGGACAACGUAUGCGGUAAAGAUGCCAGGGUCGCUAAGCAAUGAGGACGAGGGACAAGACGACAUGGAUUUUGAAGACGAAAUACCAGAUGAGGAAGAGGAGGAUGAAGCUGAAACGACGCCCCUCACGCCCCUGGACAGGUUUUUCUCCGAGGAUAAUUCCCUUAAACAGCAGAAGCGGAAGAAGAUAUGCAAACUGAAGGAGGGCAAGCUGCCGAAGGUGAAGAAGAGGAAGAAGCAGGUGAGGCGCCUGCCUGAACCUGACUCGUUCGUACCUCCGCAGGUAGGGGGCAGUGAUCCGGACGAUGCCUCAGAGCGGGAGGAUGAGCAGCGCGAUAAGUCAGAGAGCGAGAGCAGCACCUACUCCUCCAUGAAGAAGAAGAAGAAGAAACCCAAGGAGAAGAAAGAGAAGAAGACCAAGCGGAGGAAGAAGGAGGAGGAGGAGGACGACGAUGAUGACGGCACCAUGAAGGAACCCAAGUCCUCUGGGCAGCUGAUGCAGGAGUGGGGCCUGGAGGAUGUGGACUACGCCUUCUCCGAAGAGGAUUAUCACACCCUGACCAAUUACAAGGCCUUCAGCCAGUUCCUCAGGCCCCUCAUUGCCAAGAAGAACCCCAAAAUCCCAAUGUCAAAGAUGAUGACAGUCCUGGGUGCCAAGUGGCGUGAAUUCAGUGCCAAUAACCCUUUCAAGGGUACCUCUGCCACUGCCGUCGCCGCAGCUGUGGCCGCUGCCGUGGAAACCGUCACCGUGUCCUCGCCAGUCUCUGUCAGCAGCGUGCAGCAGACCCUUGGGCCAGUCAGGAAAGCCAAAACCAAAGAGGGGAAGGGGCCAGGAGCACGGAGGAAAACCAAGAGUGUGAAAGAGACUAAGAAGAAAGGAAAAGGAAAGAAGACCAAACCUAAGAUGUCGCAAAGUGGGAAGAGGAAAAAAGCAUCCUCGAGCGAGGAAGACAACCUGGAGGAGUCGGACUGGGACGACAUCAGCAUCCACAGCGCCUCCGUGCGCUCCGACGCCUCGGGGCCCCCCAAGAAGACGCCGCGCCGGGGCCGCAAGAAGAAGAAGAGAGAGGACGGGGACGGCUACGAGACGGACCACCAGGACUACUGCGAGGUGUGCCAGCAGGGCGGCGAGAUCAUCCUGUGCGACACCUGCCCCCGAGCCUAUCACCUGGUGUGCCUGGAGCCGGAGCUGGAGAAGGCCCCCGAGGGCAAGUGGAGCUGCCCCCACUGUGAGAAGGAGGGGAUCCAGUGGGAACCCAAAGACGAUGAAGAAGAGGAGGAGGUUGUCGGCCAGGAGGAAGACGACCACAUGGAGUUCUGCAGGGUGUGUAAAGACGGAGGAGAGCUGCUGUGCUGUGACACCUGCCCCUCCUCCUAUCACAUCCACUGUCUGAACCCGCCCCUGCCCGAGAUACCCAAUGGAGAGUGGCUCUGUCCACGCUGCACGUGCCCCCCUCUGAAAGGGAAGGUGCAGCGGAUUCUUCACUGGACGUGGGGUGACCCGCCCCUGCCCCCCGAGGUGCCCCCCAGCGUGGGCGGGGAUCCUGCUGUGCAACUGCUGAAGCCCCCCCUGAAGGGCCACCCGGAGAGGGAGCUCUUCGUGAAGUGGGCGGGGCUGUCCUACUGGCACUGCUCCUGGGUCACCGAGCUGCAGCUGGAGCUGUACCACUCGGUCAUGUACCGCAACUACCAGCGCAAGAACGACAUGGACGAGCCGCCGCCCUACGACUACGGCUCCGGGGACGAAGAGCUGAAGAGCGAGAAGAGGAAGGGCAAGGACCCCGAGUACGCCGCCAUGGAGGAGCGCUUCUACCGCUACGGCAUCAAGCCCGAGUGGAUGGUGAUCCACAGGAUCGUCAACCACAGUUUUGAUAAGAAAGGAGACGUGCAUUACCUGAUCAAGUGGAGGGACCUGUCUUAUGACCAGUGUACCUGGGAGGUGGAUGACUUUGACGUCCCUGAGUAUGACAACUUCAAACAGGCCUACUGGGACCACCGGGAGCAGAUUCUGGGGGAGGACAACCGCCCCCUGGUGGUGAGGAAGGGAAAGAGAUCCAAGGAGGGAGAGAAGAAAGAGAAGCCUCCUGACUCCCCCAUCGUGGAUCCCACAAUCAAAUUUGACAAGCAGCCUUGGUACAUCGACGCCACCGGGGGAACCCUCCACCCCUACCAGCUGGAGGGCCUGAACUGGCUGCGCUUCUCCUGGGCACAGGGCACCGACACCAUCCUGGCAGACGAGAUGGGCCUGGGCAAGACCGUCCAGACCAUCGUCUUCCUCUACUCCCUGUACAAGGAGGGCCACUCGAAGGGGCCGUUUUUGGUCAGCGCCCCCCUGUCCACCAUCAUCAACUGGGAGAGGGAGUUUGAGAUGUGGGCCCCCGAGUUCUACGUGGUGACCUACACGGGGGACAAGGACAGCCGCGCCGUGAUCCGAGAGAACGAGCUGACCUUCGAGGACGCCCCUGCCAAGACGGGCCGCAAGGUGUUCCGUAUGAAGAAGGACACGCCUAUCAAGUUCCAUGUGCUGUUGACAUCAUAUGAGCUCAUCACCAUCGACCAGGCCAUUCUGGGCUCCAUUGACUGGGCGUGUCUGGUGGUGGACGAAGCCCAUAGGCUAAAGAACAACCAAUCAAAGUUUUUCAGAAUUCUCAAUGGCUAUAAGAUCUACUACAAGCUGCUGCUGACUGGAACCCCUCUACAGAACAACCUGGAGGAGCUCUUUCACCUGCUCAACUUCCUUACACCUGAACGCUUCAAUAACCUGGACGGCUUCCUGGAGGAGUUUGCCGACAUCUCCAAGGAGGACCAGAUCAAGAAGCUGCACGACCUGCUGGGGCCGCACAUGCUCCGGAGGCUGAAGGCCGACGUCUUCAAGAACAUGCCGGCGAAGACGGAGCUGAUCGUGCGCGUGGAGCUCAGUCCCAUGCAGAAGAAGUACUACAAGUUCAUCCUGACGCGGAACUUUGAGGCGCUGAAUUCGAAGGGCGGGGGGAACCAGGUGUCCCUGCUCAACAUCAUGAUGGACCUGAAGAAGUGCUGCAACCACCCCUACCUGUUCCCUGUGGCAGCUGUGGAAGCCCCUGUGUUGCCCAAUGGCUCAUAUGAUGGGAACCUGUUGGUGAAAUCCUCAGGCAAACUGACCCUUCUGCAGAAAAUGCUCAAGAAACUGAAGGAUGGUGGACACAGAGUUCUUAUCUUCUCUCAGAUGACCAAGAUGCUCGAUCUGUUGGAGGACUUCUUGGAGUACGAGGGCUAUAAAUACGAGCGUAUUGACGGGGGCAUAACUGGGGGCCUGCGGCAGGAAGCCAUCGACCGCUUUAACGCUCCGGGAGCUCAGCAGUUUUGCUUCCUGCUCUCCACUCGUGCUGGGGGAUUGGGAAUCAACCUGGCCACUGCUGACACUGUCAUCAUCUACGACUCUGACUGGAACCCACACAACGACAUCCAGGCGUUUAGCCGGGCACACCGGAUUGGUCAGAAUAAGAAGGUGAUGAUCUACCGCUUCGUUACCCGGGCGUCAGUGGAGGAGCGGAUCACGCAGGUUGCUAAGCGCAAGAUGAUGCUGACCCACCUGGUGGUGCGGCCCGGCCUGGGCUCCAAGACGGGCUCCAUGUCCAAGCAGGAGCUGGACGACAUCCUCAAGUUCGGCACCGAGGAGCUCUUCAAGGAUGACGUGGAGGCAGCUCGGGCUAACGGUGACACGAAGGACGGCGAGGACGUCAGCGUGAUCCACUACGAUGACAACGCCAUCUCCAAGCUGCUGGACCGCAGCCAGGACGCCACGGAGGACACGGAGAUCCAGAACAUGAACGAGUACCUGAGCUCCUUCAAGGUGGCGCAGUACGUGGUGCGGGAGGAAGACGGAGAGGAGGAGGUGCAGAGGGAGAUCAUUAAGCAGGAGGAGAACGUGGACCCGGACUACUGGAACUGGCACCACACGAGCACAGAACUGCAGAACCUGGGCAAGGGCAAGCGCAUCCGCAAGCAGGUCAACUACAACGACACCACGCAAGAGGACCAAGAAUGGCAGGACGACCUUUCAGACAAUCAGUCCGAGUACUCCGUGGGGUCCGAAGACGAGGACGAAGACUUCGAGGAGAGGCCGGAAGGGGGGCGCCGGCAGUCCCGGAGGCAGCUGCGCAGCGACCGCGACAAGCCCCUCCCACCCCUGCUGGCUCGCGUCGGGGGCAACAUCGAGGUGCUGGGGUUCAACGCCCGUCAGCGGAAGGCCUUCCUCAAUGCCAUCAUGCGCUGGGGCAUGCCCCCCCAGGAUGCUUUCAACUCCCAUUGGCUAGUGAGGGACCUGCGGGGCAAGAGCGAGAAGGAGUUCAGGGCCUACGUCUCCCUCUUCAUGCGGCACCUGUGCGAGCCCGGAGCUGACGGUGCGGAGACUUUCGCAGACGGAGUCCCGAGGGAGGGGCUGUCCCGACAGCACGUCCUCACCCGGAUCGGUGUCAUGUCGCUCGUUCGUAAGAAGGUACAGGAGUUUGAGCUGGUUAAUGGGAAGUACAGCAACCCUGGUGUAGUCCCAGAGGGACUGGAGUUGAAGAAGCUUACUGAGAGUUUGUCCUCUGACCCCAAUACCCCUGUCCCAGCCAGUCCUGCUGUCACCCAGCCAGGGACCCCAGUGCCCCCAGACAAGUUGGACGCCGUCUCUGGGCCCUCAGAAGACAAAGACCCAGCAGAGCAGGACAGCAAGAAGCCCUCUGAGCCUGAGGUUCCCACCAGUCUGGAGUCCUCCCCAGUGGCUGAGAAGGUCCCUGACAGUGUGGAGUCUAAGGAGGGUGUCCCCGAGGAGAGGCAGGCAGAGGAGAGUGACAAAGCUGAAACGUCCAGCGAGCAGACGCCCCCCAAAGGGGAGCCCAGUGCAGAGACGGAUAGAGUCGCAGAGAAGGAGGAGAGAACUCCCACUCCCGUGAAAACGGAUGAGAAGGAGCCCAUACCAGUACCUCCUGAGGACACUAAGAGCGAGGAUGUACCUGACAGCCAGCUGAACGGAGAUAAAGAAGCGCGUGAUGACAUGGAGGAGGGCAGGAAGGAGGACAAGAACAGCAAGAUGAAGUUCAUGUUCAACAUCGCAGACGGUGGCUUCACAGAGCUGCACACGCUGUGGCAGAACGAGGAGCGAGCGGCAGUGUCGUCGGGGAAGAUGCACGACAUCUGGCACCGUCGUCAUGACUACUGGCUCCUGGCCGGCAUCGUCACGCACGGUUACGCACGCUGGCAGGACAUCCAGAACGACCCCCGCUUCACCAUCCUGAACGAGCCCUUCAAAAGCGAGGUGCACAAAGGAAACUACCUGGAGAUGAAGAACAAGUUCCUGGCUCGGCGCUUCAAGCUGUUGGAGCAGGCGCUGGUGAUAGAGGAGCAGUUGAGACGGGCAGCCUAUCUGAACAUGAGCCAGGACCCCAGCCACCCCGCCAUGGCGCUCAACGCCCGCUUCGCGGAGGUGGAGUGCCUGGCCGAGUCGCACCAGCACCUCUCCAAAGAGUCCCUGGCCGGGAACAAGCCCGCCAACGCAGUGCUGCACAAAGUGCUGAACCAGCUGGAGGAGCUGCUCAGCGACAUGAAGGCGGACGUGACGCGGCUGCCCUCCAUGCUGUCGCGGAUCCCGCCCGUGGCGGCGCGCCUGCAGAUGUCCGAGCGGAGCAUCCUCAGCCGGCUCACCAACCGCGGCAACGAGCCGCCGCCCCAGCAGCCCUUCCCACCGGGCUCCUUCGGCUGCUCUCAGAUGUACAGCAGCAGUUUUGGGGGCGGGUUCCGUGGGCCGGGAGGCGGGAGCAUCGUCAACUACAGCCAGAUGCCCCUGGGGCCCUACAUCAGUGUUUCCACAAACGGCCCCCCUCCCCCGUCCAGCCUCCUGGACAUGAAGUCCAGCGACCCCCUGAAGGACAUCAGCGCCUCGGACCUAAAGACCGGAAAGGCCUCCGAUGUCAUAUGCAUCGAGGAUUAGGUCCUGCCCACCAACACCAAUGAACAUUGAAUUCACUGGAAUUUAUGAAUAUUAUGAAUAUGUAUGUAUAUAUAUCUUAUCGACUGUAAUUUCGCCCCCACCUCUCUCAAGGAAUGAAGGGGGAUUCUGUACAUAUGCUUCAUACAGUACAGUGUCUGUGGGUCUUUGCUUUGAACUGGCUGCAGUAAGGGGGUGGGUUGGGGGGGGGGGGAUCACAGGCUGGACAGGCCUUGGAGUGGAGAGAGGGAGAGAAGAGGGUGGCGACACUGUCCGAUUCUCUGCUCUGUCUCGCCGCGCGGCGAGGUAUGGAGUACCUGUUUUUUCACAAGCAGCCAUUAGGACCGGCGUCUUUUCUUUUCGCUGUCGUCGGCCGCGACCUCAGCGCCCCGUUCGGGACCAGCCGAGAGGGUCCCGUGCAUCGGCAGGAACGCGCCGCGCUCAUCCAGGCUCUCUCCGCCUCUCCACCGGCCAGCGGGUCACGGAUCUCCAUGCCGCUGAGGCUGCUGGGAAGGGACCGGUGCUGACACCACCCCCAUAAUCAGUGGAGCUGUGGAUCGGUCCGCUGUCCUCUCCAAUUCAACAGCGCUGACACUUAAAGCUGAGCAUCAUGGGAACCUGAGUCUGCUGGCUGAGAGUGAAGUGAGUAUAUACCGUAUAUAUAUUUUUUACAUUGCAAUUUUGUGUCCAACCGGCAUACUGGAAUGAAGGCAUUGUGGGAUGCCCUCUAGUGGGCGCAUGAGGAAGCACACUGUUCCAUCAUGCUGGAGUCCCAGGUGACAUUGUUACAUUCCUUCUUUUGUGUCAGCUUCUCCGUGUACGCACAGUCCCAAUGCUGUAUGUAGGUACUGCGCUGAUAGGAGCUCUUAAAUGUGCAUAUUGCUGAGACUGCACUUUAUUUAGCAUUGUUUACUGAAUUAGACUAAAUGAAUGACUAAAUGUACAAAUUAAAUGACAAUUGGGGGGAAGGGUUUGGAGAAGUAGCGAGGGACCAUGUGAAAAGGAAUGUACCUUUUUUUUUGAAGCCCGGUGUGGUGUUUUGGUCGAGAGCGUUUGCAGUUGAUAUCUGCUCAUUUGUGACACGUCUCCCAUUUCGUUCAUUAAUCUUUCCCCCAAACUGAAGUGCAGAGCUGUGUCUGCAGGAAGGGCGUCCUUCUUUAAGUAUGAAUUCAAAAUGAUUGAGGAGACGGAAAUCUUCUGAAAAACCUGUUAGUCAUAUAGUGAUAAAGCGCUGGAUUCUGCUGUGAGGAAAGCUGAGAAUAUCAGUGGCAAAAUGCCUCCUGGCUCCAACGAAGUAUUAAAUUACCACUCCUUUACUGACAAAAUACAAUGCACUGCCACACCUCUAAUGAGUAAAUAUGAUACACUACUACACUUUUACUGCCUAAUAUAACACUACUACACCUUUCCUGGCAAAAUGUAAUAGGCUACCACACCUUUACCGACAAAAUAUAAUAGUGAAAUUUAUAAAUUGCAAAACCUUAAGUUCUGAUGUUGACAUGGCAAAGAUUCUCAUCUUUUCCACCCACUGCCUGUCCAUUUGAAGAGAAUGUUUGUCCCCGAAAUGAUCAGGUAGAUGAGAGUCGGUGGCCAAAUGUGUCCUUAAAUAGAAAUCAUUUGACGUGCUAUUUAGAGGUAGAGGCAGAGGACAAAAGCCCUUUUCGUUGGCACGGAAAGCGGAACCAAGCGGAACCUUUUCUGUUUAUGAUUUUAGAAUGUUGAUAAACAAUGUGAAAGCACAGUGUGUGCAGAAUGAAUGCUGGUGACUGUAAAAACACUAGACCAUAGCGUUUUCUCCAAGUCGACGGUUUAGGAGAAUGCUUUAAGAAUAAUAUCAAGUUCCGGUUCACAAACGAUCUCCGAAGCAGAGUCCAGCGCUGACUGUAAGAUGCAGUGUUCGCUCCGUACACAGUUCUCUCGCUCCCCAGGAUAACCCGUCUUCGCAAAUGAGAAUGUGCUCCAGGGCCAGUUCACUUCAGUAUUCUCACGCUAAUUGUGGAACACUGCCUUGUUAUUGUUUUCAUGUUUGUGUAUAAAGUUGUGAAUUAAGGCAAGCUAUAUUGUGCUAUUUGAUGGGGGGAAAAAUUAAUAUGUGAGUCUUGCGUUUCUCAGCCCAAAUCUUUAUGGGUUGCACGAAUGGCUGCAUUAUUCAGCUGGGUUGUUAUGGUGGUGAGCUAGGCUAGCUCCCACCUGCUAAUGGAGCAUUAGAGGUUUUAAAAACAACAGGAGGCGCAGAGUUUUAGACCUCAAAGUCCCCCAGUCGUGCUGCCUUGCGCUGUGGUCAUGACAACGUUAUCUGUCAGACCACUGCAGUGGGAAAGUGCGCUUCAAUCUCAUUGGUUGAAAGCCAAUGUGAGCAUUCUGUGAUGCAAAAUCUUUUUAAUGUCUGAUUUUCUGUGACCUCAAGGGGCAGGCGUCACGCAUUUUGCCCGAGCGACAGUAUGACCUGCCGUUUCUGAAGUGCUCUUGCCUUCUGUCAUUGAAAUGUGAAAAGCUCUCACAUUGUGGUUAAACUGAAUUUACCCAUUUCUGUACUGAAAUGGUCUGGGAUUGUUGUUUACUUUCUUGAAUGUAUGUGUUCAGUUGUAUCAUUUCAGGCAUCUCAUGCGCAAUUUGGUUUUGUUUCCCAAAGAUUUGAAUACUGCAAGGUAAAGGUUUUGUUUUUGCUUGCUGGUGCAGUGUUUCUGUAAAAAAUUAUUGUGGAACUGUGAGAAUGAAUGAAAAUAUCCUGUUGGCGCAUAUCCUGUUCUUGGACACAGAGUGUUGAACUGAAAAGACAAUGGAAUACACACAUGCUGACCAAUCGGCAGGAAGCAUUGCUUGUCCAAAAGACAUUUUUCAUUUUUUGCUAGUCGACGCCUUUAAGUCAAGUCAUAAUCACACAAAGGCACUUGCACUCGUAACAUCAUGGGAGAAACACAGUAGAGGACCACUGGAAGUGCCAGACAAACUUUACAAUUAUGUCUUAGUGUCCUCCUUACACAAUGUGUGCCAGUGUGAAGCUGGGCAUAGAAUGUGUGUACUUGUAAAGCACUUUAUAUAAAGGCCAUGGCUAUCAUCCACAUCCUAAUUAAGGAUGUGUACAUUGUCUUGACAGCAACAAAUACCAACCCUCUAUGAUCGACAUCCCACACAGCAUGAAUCAGUAAGAUCCUGCUCCCGCCCCCCUCCCCCCUCUGAAACUUAGUUUUAAAGAUACUACUCUGCGUCAUGGUAGUACACUGAAACUCCCCGCUGGCCCUGGUUCAGUAUGGCUCUGCAGGUUAGUUUGUAUUUAUGUGCAACUGGAGGUCAUCUCACAGCUGAACCUCCUUUUGAAAGUGUUUCAAUAGCGGUGAGAAAAUAUGAUGCAUAGAUUAUCAUUAUGAAAGAUUGAAAUCAGUGCCUGAAUAGGACUGGGCCUAUGCUACUAGUAAUGGAAACGAGUAUUUUGACAGAGUAGUCCCUUUUGGAUCCUGUGGUUUAAAACCGGCAAACCCCCUCAGAGUAAGGAACUUUGAAAAUGACGCAAUGCAAUCAAACUGAAGCUCAUUAAGGCGAGAGUGCUGCACUGAUACAGUGUUAGAUUGUGUAUGAAUAUAACAGGUGAAGGCUUCAGUCUAAUACUACAUAUAUUAUGAAUGGCAAAGGCUUUAAAAGCUACCAAAAGAUCCUGGCCAAGGCUAACUUUUUUUGUAGAAAUGUAAACAUGGCAUGUAAAAAUGUGUUGUAUGAAAGUUCAUAGUGGGGAAAAAAAAAUACAGUAAAAUUAACGAACGUUAACGUUCAGACCCUGAAAAGUAUUACGCUACGGGUGUUUGCUCGAGAGCAAAGAGAAGGAAAAAGCGAACAUGGUCAAAUUUUACUUUGUAUUCUGUGUAUUUGUUUAGUGUGUUUUAAUAAAUCUUCUGGCUAAGA